AUGACGAUGAGUGAGAUCACGGACUGUGCUGCGAAGCCCGACGAGAAGGUCAGCAGAGAUGGCGACGAUGCCGCCAGGACGGAGGACCAGAAGCCGUCUGGCCGUGCCGAGUACGAGGACUUCAAGCUGUCGCUGACGGGGAAGCUCAUCUUCUUCACCUUGGCGGUGUUGACGCUGAUGGUUUCGUUGGAUGGGACGUCUAUCUCGGUGGCGUUGCCAGAAAUGGCCGCCGAAUUGAACGGCUCGGCCAUGGAGGCUUUCUGGAGCGGGACUUCAUUCCUGCUCUGCUCAACAGUCUUCCAGCCCAGCACCGCCACGCUCUCCAACAUCUUCGGCCGUCGUCCUCUCAUCAUCAUCUCCGUCGUGUUCUUCUUCGUCGGCGCCCUCGUCGCCGGCCUCGCGCACAACUUCACCGAGAUCCUCGUCGGCCGAUGCAUCCAGGGCGUCGGCGGCGGGGGGAUCGCCAUGCUGUCGGAGGUGGUCGUCACCGACCUGGUCCCUUUGCGUCUGCGGGGGAACUACUACGGCAUCCUCAGCGCCGCGUAUAGUCUCGGCUCGGUGUUGGGACCGAUCGUGGGCGGCGGAUUCUCAGAGAACGUCACCUGGAGAUGGAUCUUCUACAUCAACUUCCCCUUCAUCGGCCUCUCCGCCAUCUCCCUUUUGUUCUUCCGCCUCCCGCGCCCCCCAGGCUCGUUCGGCACCAAACUCCUCCGCAUCGACUACCUCGGCACCAUCCUCUUCGUGUCCAGCGUCUCCUCAUUCCUCAUCCCCCUCUCCUGGGGCGGGGUCAUGCACCCGUGGUCCUCAUGGCGGACCCUGCUCCCACUGAUCCUUGGAUCCGCCGGCCUGAUCGCAUUCACCAUCUACGAGAUCUACAUCCCUUCGGAACCAAUGAUCCCGGCAUCUGUGUUCACGAAUCGCAGCGCGGUGGUCUCCUUCGUCGCGAGUACCCUACAAGGUCUAAUCCUCUGGUCUGCGUUAUACUACCUCCCGCUAUAUUAUGAAGCGGUGAAGGAGUUCGAGCCGAUACUGACCGGCGUGGCGCUGUUCCCGGAGACGUUUACGGUCGCCCCGAGUGCGAUCUUCUGUGGUGUGAUUAUCACGGUGACGGGGCGGUAUCGAUGGGGACUGUGGGUGGGGUGGGCUCUCUCCACUCUAGGGUUGGGGUUGGUGUGUCUCCUAAAGCCUGGGACGAGUACCGUUGCUUGGAUAUUUCUGAAUAUUACGCCUGGGUUGGGACUGGGGAUAUUGACUGCCGCGAUUGUGUGUACGGUGCAGGCGUCGUCGACGAAUAAGAACCUGACGGUGGCGGUGGCGAUGGUGGUGUUUUUCCGGGCGUUUGGGCAGGCGAUUGGCAUUGCGAUUGGGGGUGUGAUUUUUCAGAAUAGAAUGAAGGCGAAUUUGGGCAGGUAUGAUGGGUUGAAAGACAUGGCGGCGGAGUAUUCUCGCGAUGCGGCGGCGUUGGUGACGGUGAUUAAGGGGAUGGGGGAUGAGGGAGUGGAAGGGGUUAGGAAGGGGCAGUUGAAGGAGGCGUAUACCGAUAGUUUGAGGGUCAUUUGGGGCGUGAUGUGUGCUGUUUCUGGGGUGGGAUUGGUGUUGAGUGCGUGGGUGGAGAAGUAUGAUUUGAAUCGGGCGUUGGAGGAUGAGGAUGGGAAGGAUGGGAGGGGGGGCCUUCUGGCCAAAGGCCAGUCCAUGUAA
Messenger RNA from Aspergillus steynii IBT 23096, 1698 nucleotides. RefSeq names its product MFS general substrate transporter. Gene Ontology annotation, molecular function: transmembrane transporter activity. The coding region runs from base 1 to 1698 and encodes 565 amino acids. The transcript is spliced from 5 exons. Lineage: Eukaryota; Fungi; Ascomycota; Eurotiomycetes; Eurotiales; Aspergillaceae. Gene Ontology annotation, biological process: transmembrane transport. The record is from RefSeq and is a predicted model, not a curated record.